Malaya genurostris is the source of this 1930-nucleotide messenger RNA. RefSeq lists its product as uncharacterized. The record is from RefSeq and is a predicted model, not a curated record. Gene Ontology annotation, molecular function: structural constituent of chitin-based larval cuticle. Bases 154 to 1836 code for a protein of 560 amino acids. Lineage: Eukaryota; Metazoa; Arthropoda; Insecta; Diptera; Culicidae. The transcript has 4 exons. Gene Ontology annotation, cellular component: chitin-based extracellular matrix.
CGACCGGUAGAAAAGUGCGGGUGUGCGUUACGACAGAUAGGUUCUUGUGGAACAGUUGUUCUGUCAAUUUCAGAACUCUGGAUGAGAUGUAAAACAUUGAUAUAAAUGGACUGUUUGUAUGAUUUCAGUGUUUGAAAAGGACUUUCAGAAACGAUGAAGCUGCUUUUAACAAUUAGUGUAGUGUUUGUGUGUUUAAUGUCAGUGCAUUCCGAUCAAUCGGAUUUCAACCAUAUAAACUCGGAUGGAUCAUUCAGCUUUGGUUUGAAGAAUUCUGAUGUUGGAGGUCAUUACCACACCGCCAGCGGUAAUCCAAAAACUGUAGUGAGAGGUCGCUAUGGGAGCCGUCAACCGGAUACGGGUCGGGUCGAAGAAACAGUGUACACUGCUGGACCACGUGGAUUUCGUGCCCGUGGCCCAAAGAUUCACAGGAAGCAAAAUCUGUCACAGGUCCCCCGAGGCCCGGUAGGAACUCCAGAGGAUCCUUUGGCGGAUCCAUACGAUGAUCCUAGCUAUGAUUUCCAAUUCAAAACUCGAAACUACCAGCGUCGGGAAGGUGCCGAUAGCAACGGACGGGUUAAUGGCUUGUAUACCUACGUUGAUGACGUUGGGGAACAGCAUUCUGUGCGUUAUUCAGCUGGUUCUGGAACAGGUUUUGAAGUCGCGAAUCCUGUACCGGAUGCUCCUAAUACUCUGGCAUACGAAAGUCCACUCUACAAAACUCAUAAACAGGUUCGCGGUAAAGUCGCUUUCGAGAGUGGUCCGACUGGGUCUGGCCAAUAUAAGUUGCAAUCGGUAGGACCAGAUCAAAGACGAUCGGAAACGACUGGACCAGAUGGAGUAACAAGGGGUUCGUACUCAUUUUUGGAUGACAAAGGAAUUCAACGAACAGUUCAAUAUAUCGCAGGAGCUGGAAUUGGGUACAAGGUGGUUCAAAGUACUACAGGAACAGGAAGUCAUUUGCUUGCUCAACCUGCUACCAACUUCGGCAUUAGUCACGUAGAACAAAGUGAUGUAACUGACAAUAAUAAUCCUACGCACAAUGCGGUUCCAUCAGGACCAGCUUCAUUUCCAACUGCCAGUGAACGACCGGGAUCUGGUGGUUCUAGACCGACUGCUGCCGGUUACGAUGACACUCGUCCGUCUGGAUCGGCGGGAUACGACAGUUCAAGGCCCGUGGGUAGUGGCUAUGAUGGAUCGAUAUCUGACCAUGAUGGGUAUGAUACCGGCAGACCUAAAGGACCAUCUUUCGAUGACGACUUCGAUCGAAAACGACCAACAACGUCUCCAAGCAAAAUUCCAUCGAGUACGGAUCGACCAGAUUCUGGUGAGAAUAAAGUACGUUUUCCAGACGAAGAAUCGGAUUAUGGUGGAAGACCUCAAGAUGAUAGUAUCAUUGGGCUUAUCCCACCGAAGUAUGAUUACGAACAAACUGAGGAAUCUCCUUUAUCGGGACCAUUCGACAUCAGUAUCUCCAGCGGUCCGUCAGCCCCGUCGGGACCCGGUAUUCCCAGUUACGAUGAAUCCGCUCCCAGAACAUUCAACUCCAACGAUUUCACCAACUAUCCUGAGGUCUCGUAUGAUAGGAAAAAGUUAGAGGAGGACAGGAAAAAAGACUGGCGUGACUUCUCCAAGGACUCAACGAUUAUCAAAAAUGUCGGCGAUUGGUAUGUGGGACUAGCACCAGGAGCAUCGGUGAGGGCUCACAUACAAAACAUAGACCUACUGCCGUACGGAGGUCGUGCUCCGUCGCCCAGUGAGGCACUACGAAGAGAUACUCAACCAAAGCCCAAAUCAAACCGUCCGUAUGAUCGGCGGAAGCGAAGUGAACGAAAGUGAGCCGUUAGUGUAUUUAGUUACUUCUUUUUUACUGUGCAAGACAUUUCUGAACGAGUCGUACCAGAGUUGUAAAUAAAUUAUUCAACAAAAUUGA